Molecule: messenger RNA, 1465 nt
Organism: Alosa sapidissima (American shad)
Lineage: Eukaryota; Metazoa; Chordata; Actinopteri; Clupeiformes; Clupeidae
Gene: smim1
Product: small integral membrane protein 1
Exons: 3
Coding region: 963-1175 (70 amino acids)
Source: RefSeq, a predicted model, not a curated record
CAAUCUUUGGAGUUUAAUAAAUGUUGGGUUUUAUAGAGCAAGGUCAGAAUAUAAUGAUUAGGCUACACCUUAUGAAAGGUAUGUGCAGGCCUACGCAAUGAUUUUUUGAUGUAGGCUAUAGGCUAACUGGCCACUGGUAAAAAGAUCAACGCCAGACACUGACACGUUUUUAUAAACAAAAGAUGUUACGGCCCUUCAUCAGAUUUUCUGAUCUGUAGGCUAACUGAUGAAGGCAUUAUAAGCCGAAAGAGUGUGCACUACUUUACCAUAGACCUACAUCUUUAGCAUUCAAAUGAUAUAGGCAUGUUUAAAGUUUAAAUUAAACGUUUUAAAAGUAGGUCUAGUCUUGGCUGCAAGUAAAGCAUUUCAAAUAGCCAACUAAAUUAGGCUACAACGUUGUGAAAUUAAAUUGGCCUAAAUAGGCUAUCAAGUAAGGACUUGAUGUGAAUGGUUCUCACAUCAAUCCUGCACAAAUAGCAUGGGCAUGUGCAGGCUGGGCCAUCAUUUAUUGACUGACUGUCAGACACACCCCAGCGCACAUCCUAACUUGCCACCCUUAUUCAUAACCAAUAUACAAUAUCCAACCUGCCCACGCGGGCCAACUUGUCUAAUUUGACCAUGCGUUUAGCAAAGAGAAUCGUGGAAUUACAACAAGUGUAGCGAUAGGCCAUUCAAGACACAGAAAAGCUGAGGUGUGCUAUAUCAGCUCUAACCGGAGACUGCGUAAUACUGUGGAAUUUGGUCAGAGGUUUAUCUGGAGCGGUAGUAAUAAGCGGCGUGAAUAGCCCACUACGAGGUCAGAGGAAGCAGCGCUUUAAUGACCGCAGUAAAUUUUUCACCCGACUUCUGAUGAGACACAUAAAGAGCAGCAACACCACAACACACAUCAAUAGGAGCGACGACUCACACGGCUACAGGCUCCCCAAGCAGCGAAUACCGGAUUACAUUGGUGAGGCAAAAACAUGGAGGCUGAAGAUGCUAAUGUCUCGUACAGCAGGUGGAAUGAUGAUGUUAACCUCAACUCUGCUCAGUCCCAGUCCAGCUUAAUCAGGUUCUAUAACCGCCUGUGCACAGGGAACCUGGGCAUCUACAUCAGAAUCGCCGGAGCUCUGGCGGCGCUGGUGUCGGUCUACAUCUUGGGAUAUGUGACUGGGUACUACGUCCAUGGACGCUGACGCCCCCUGCUGUUCAUGUGUGGUCAACGAGGAGUGGCUAGUCAGUGCACCGGAAGAUCCUGCACGUUUGAAAUACAUCCAGGACUUCAGCAGGUGCUGAGGAACCGGAACCAGGAUACUGUUCUGUCCUAAAACACACCAUUAUUUAACAGCAAAAAAAACAUUCAUAGUUUUAUAAUGACUUAACCUUGAAUGUGACUUACAGUUUUUCUCAGUCACUUUGGUGCUUUUCUCAGAUCAGAAUGAAAAUUCUCAUUACUAUUAGUUCAACCUCCACAACAUUUAGUCAU